AAUCAAAAUUCUUCUCCGUCUCCUUCUCACUCCUACAGAUUAUAUUAUCUACGGUCUCAUUGUUUUGAUUGUUGAAUGUGUUGAUUGAUUUGAUUAUCUGUGAAUAACCUAACCAAAACCAAAAAAUAACCUCAAAACCACAGCUCAAAACCAUAAAAUAAUAACAUUGGUUGAAAACUUGAAGAAGUAGUAUUAGUAGUAUUACUAAUUAUUUACUAAAAUAAAGGGAGAAUGGGUAAAAGAGGAAAGAAAAGCAGUCUUCCGGAGGAACAUCAUAAGAAAAAGAAGUCUGAUGCGAAUAUACUAGAUACAUGCAACAAUGAAACUGUGCCAGAAGAAGUCUGCAAGAAUGUAAAAAAAGCUAAAAAAGAACAUUUAAAUGAAAUUGAAAGCACCGAAGAUAUUUGUGUAAGCGAAACGACACAAAAUGAAGACAACCAGAACACAAAUAGGAAAAGAAAUAAAAGUAAAAACAAAUUAAAAAAAAGUGUUGAAGUUACAGAUGAUAUAAAAUCAGUUGCGCAGGAAAAAACUAUUUCUAUAAAACCAACAAAAAUAAGAUUUGUUGAUGAUGCACCACAAGUGGUUGCUAGUGGAUCUGAACAACCAACCAAGAAAACUAAAAAAUCCAAGAAGCAAAAUACACAAGAAAAUGAUGAAGAACAAAUUAACGAAGAAGAUAUUGAUAACUUUUGUGACGAACUAACGGAAGAAGAUAAUGUGCAAUUUGAUAACUGGGUUAAAUUAAUAGAAGCUAAGUUACACGCUAAAAAAUAAUUUUAAAAAUUAA
This is a messenger RNA of Ostrinia furnacalis (Asian corn borer), 790 nucleotides long. RefSeq lists its product as uncharacterized. Bases 232 to 777 code for a protein of 181 amino acids. The transcript has 2 exons. NCBI's taxonomy places the organism in Eukaryota, Metazoa, Arthropoda, Insecta, Lepidoptera, Crambidae. The record is from RefSeq and is a predicted model, not a curated record.